This is a messenger RNA of Cynoglossus semilaevis (tongue sole), 257 nucleotides long. Its product is annotated as collagen alpha-2(V) chain-like. The annotation marks the transcript as partial. NCBI's taxonomy places the organism in Eukaryota, Metazoa, Chordata, Actinopteri, Pleuronectiformes, Cynoglossidae. The record is from RefSeq and is a predicted model, not a curated record. The transcript has 4 exons.
CACAGGGUCCUGCUGGGAUGCCAGGAGAGAGGGGACGCGUUGGGCCCGGCGGUAUCGCGGGCAAACGUGGGCCACCUGGUAAUGUUGGAAAACCUGGUCCGAUGGGUCCUCUAGGUCUCAGCGGCCCCUCCGGAUAUCCAGGGGGCCCAGGAAUGAAGGGUCAACCUGGUCCAACAGGAGUCCGUGGUCCUGAAGGCCCUCAGGGACAGAGAGGAGAAACAGGUCACCUGGGCAGACCUGGACCAGUCGGCAUCAGG